UUAGUGUAUCAACAUGAAUGUUUUGCUUUUGUUCUCACCAAUGUUGUGCUUGCUGCUUGCAGUUGCCCAGGAGCUGCCAACUACAGGCCCCAAGAAUCCUUUUUGCGUGCAGCAUCUCUGUCCUAGGGGCAAGCGUCAUGUGGCCUGCGAGAAGCCACCAAUCGACAUCAACAAAUCCUGUAAUAUUCAGCAGAGCCAGCUAGUGAAUUUGACCGACUACUCGAAUAAUAUUCUUAAGGCGCACAACGAGCACCGCCAGCGCUUGGGCAACGGCAAGAAUAUGACUCUGCCACGAGCUGCGCGCUUGGUUGUGAUGCAGUGGAGCGAGGAGUUGGCAUUGAUGGCUAGCUACAAUGUACGCCUGUGUCGGGCUAAGCACGACGACUGCCACAACACGGCUAACUACAAGAACUCUGGUCAAAACAUUAUUGUGUUCAACAUGACGCGUUUGGUGGAAGAUGAGCUGAUGGAAAAGAUGUAUCCGCAGUUAAUCGUCAUCGGCGCUCGCACUUGGUGGUCCGAGCACAACAACAGCAGCAAGAUGAUGACCGCAGCAGAUGUGGAACACAAUCCAUGCUCCGUCAAGAAGCCCAACCAGCAUCAACCCUUUCGUCACUUUGCGGUGAUGGCCGUGGAGAACAACACUCAUGUUGGCUGCGCUGGGCUGCGAUAUGUGUCCAAAGAAAAAACCUACUUCAAGCUGACCUGCAACUAUGCUGAGAACUAUAUGUGCGGCAGGCCGAUCUAUCAUUUCCGUGCCGUGGGCUGUCUGACUGGAUCCAACACACAAUAUAAAGGACUCUGUUCCAAAAAGGAAGUAUUUGCUUAAAUACGGAACUAUUUAAAUAGCCAUAUUUCACACUAUAUAUAACCCCUAAAUACCCCUGUCAAGCCACAAAUAAAAUCCAAUGAUCAUCCGCUUGGUAUGUAUAAUUGUAAAA
Messenger RNA from Drosophila novamexicana, 941 nucleotides. Its product is annotated as venom allergen 5-like. The coding region runs from base 14 to 829 and encodes 271 amino acids. The transcript has 4 exons. The record is from RefSeq and is a predicted model, not a curated record. Lineage: Eukaryota; Metazoa; Arthropoda; Insecta; Diptera; Drosophilidae.